Molecule: messenger RNA, 519 nt
Organism: Hibiscus syriacus
Lineage: Eukaryota; Viridiplantae; Streptophyta; Magnoliopsida; Malvales; Malvaceae
Product: 10 kDa chaperonin, mitochondrial-like
Exons: 6
Coding region: 1-471 (156 amino acids)
Cellular component (GO): mitochondrial matrix
Molecular function (GO): protein-folding chaperone binding; protein folding chaperone; ATP binding
Source: RefSeq, a predicted model, not a curated record
AUGGUCCCUAAAAGAGAAUAUUGUAAAGCAAAAGAGAGUAACGUGGACAAAAGACAGGGCCGUAGCCCCCAUAUCCGCAAAUUGGAUGGUAAAGGGCAAAGCCGGUUCAUGUCCAUGAGUAUUAGUAGACUGGCAUUUGCCAAUGGCCAAAUGUGGAGCUCCUUAGAUGGACCUGAUAAUGGAUUUCGAUUUUGGACUUUUCUUAACAGAGUUCUUGUCGAGAAAAUCCUCCCCCCUUCCAAAACCACUGCCGGCAUUCUCCUGCCGGAGAAAUCCACCAAGCUGAACUCGGGGAAAGUGGUGGCCGUGGGUCCGGGAACAAGAGAUAAGGAAGGGAAAACGAUCCCAGUUCCUUUUAAAGAAGGCGACACUGUUCUUUUGCCUGAAUUUGGUGGUUCCCAAGUCAAGCUCGGCGAUAAAGAGUUUCAUCUGUAUAGAGAUGAAGAUAUUUUGGGCAAUCUCCAUGAUUGAUCGAUUGUUAUGGGGCUUUAGCUUUGUUUUUAUGUUUGUGUUGUUAUG